Messenger RNA from Pyricularia oryzae 70-15, 4022 nucleotides. RefSeq names its product TBC domain-containing protein. Lineage: Eukaryota; Fungi; Ascomycota; Sordariomycetes; Magnaporthales; Pyriculariaceae. The record is from RefSeq and is a predicted model, not a curated record. The transcript is spliced from 2 exons. The coding region runs from base 321 to 3269 and encodes 982 amino acids.
AAAAAAAAAAAAAAAAAAAAAAACCACCUGCAGCACGGAAGUUUCAGGGCACGUUCCCGACCGCAAAGACAGGAUAGAAGGAGAAACGAACUCACAAGAAACAAAAGAAGAAGAAAAGAAAUCUGCAACAUUUGAUUAUCAGUCCGCCGUCCACCUGACCGGCCCUAGUCUGGUAUUAGGUUGUGUCAAAUCGCCGCUGCCAUAGAUGAGCCAGCUGCCAGAAACAUCCGAAACCAAGCCCUAGAUAAAUUAGCACCGUUUCCCCCGAGCCAAACAGGCACGCACGGUCAACGCCCGCCCCGGUCACUGCGCUUGAAUCAAUGGCGCCUCAAAAAUUCGUCAGCGCCAGUGUGCGCUACAAGACAAGACCAGCCGCACGCGUUCCGUUUCGUGACGAUACGUCGCUCCUAGCCUUUCGUUAUGAGCAGACCGUGCAGGCACAACCACCGAUUCUAAUGAUUCCAAUACCUCCUCGGAACCCUGCACGGGCGAGCAGACCAGUCUCCAUUGCCUCGCUCAGUGCCGCCGCCGCAGCAGCCGCCGCCACCGCCUCCGCAGUUGUUGUCUCCCCACCACUUAUUGCGCCGCCCCAGGAGCAGCACCCGGCUCUUCGCACUCGCGAGAAUCCCUCUUCGACCUCCGACGAUUGGAAACGCGAUUCGGGUCUAGCGCCGACGACAACUACUUCUUCGUCCACCAUAUAUGAGGAGGACGCCGACUACCCCACGACGCUGUACAGCAAGCUGGGUGUUUAUGACGCUGACGUUGUCGCUGACACUGAGGCUUUGCCUGCGUCUGAACAAGUGACUGAGCCUCGUCCGGCAACUGUGGCACCGCUGUUUUUUGCUGACGGGAAGAGCUUCGCCACCCCCCAUAGCCAAGACGUGGUGGCCGGUGAUGCAAACUCGAGGCGUGCCCAAUCAGCAGAGCUUCCUCCCCAUGCAUUCUUUGAAAGCCCCAGAGCCGCGCCCAUCCCUUCGUCCCCGAUCACUCGUUCUUCCUCGUCCACCGACCCAUCUACACCCGUCAGUAUGUCAACCGACCAAUUUCGUUCGUCCAGGAAACUGGUGCGAACAUCCAGCAAUCGGACUGGAAUGCACUCCAACAAGUUGAAGAAGAAGGCAAACGUCGCCGGAGCGGGGUCCACAAGGUCCUUCAAAAGCCUCGAACUGCCGCGUUCCCCACCCAAUGUGCCGGGGUUGGAUAUCGGCUCGAUGGAGGAUCCCUGCCCAAUCGAGCCAGGCAAAUCUGACAGCUCGGAAUUGACUUUGAUAACUACAACCAUUCCCACCGACAGGUUGAUUGAGGAUGACUUUCUCAACCAGUUGACCUUCUCCAAGAGGGGCAGUGUCAUGUUUGGCGGGAAGCGCGCCUUGAAAAAGUCCAAAAUACUCGACCUCGGCCAUCCACAAAUGGACCAAGAAGGCCACCAUGUUGCUUCUCUGGACGCGGGCGCGACGCCCAUCUUGCCCACGACGGCGGUUGCGACGACCCAUGUCGCCACUGCCGAAACAACGGACAAGAGCCCACCAUCCCGUCCCCAAACGUCCAAGACCAUGCAGAUGCCCAGCAUCCGUGUCUUGCCUGUAGACGUCGAGAGGGAAUCACAAAAGGUGAGGUCUCUCUAUGAUUCUGUCGCCAAAGGGGACGACCGUGACGAAUGGGGGCCAAGCUCGUCGCAUCGCGACCGCCUUGAGCCUGCAGUGGAGGUCCCAUCGGAUGAGGAAGAGAAUGUCGCAGACAGAUCUCGCCCGUCCUCAAGCGACAAUCGAUCCCAUCUGCCAACUACCCCCACACGAGCCGGUUUGGCUUCGUCGUCGCCGCUACAAGGUAGCUCGAUCAACAAGGAUGCAUACGAGCUGGCUGGCGGUUUAGAAGACUGGGAGGAUGUGGAUGGUGCCGAUGUCGAUCGCUACGGCUUCAUAUUACCGAAUCCGCGGGCCUUAGAGUCGAGGGCAAACAGCACGGAUACGAGACAGAACAGCAUGGAUACCAGACCUCUACGAUCUUUAUAUUUAUCGCCCAAGAAGAGGAACGUCCUGAUCAAAUCGCCAGAUGGCACCCCAAAGGGACUAUCAUCACUUGUGCCAGGUCGCGCACCCAGCAGGAAGGUGUCGGCGCGGUCGCUUAACACGCAGACCUCGGGGGUUUCCGGACACUCUCGGCAGUCAUCUCGUUCGUCAGUGAGGGCAGCUGCCAACUUGCUGCCGCACAAUCGGGACAGGAAGCUGACCGACGAGGCGGGCGACAUGCUGUCCUUGGCACCUGGUCUCUCGGACAUCGCCGAGGACCCCAAGGCCGAGAAGCUUACCGAAGCUCAAAAGAAGAAGGAGUGGCAGAGGGCCGAAAAAUGGAGGAAGAUGGCCAAGAUCAAUCGCAAAGGCCAGCCCGGAGAAGGGAUGGAGUUUGAAUUUGACCCCACAAACAGCAAAGUCAUCGAUCGCACAUGGAAGGGUAUUCCAGACCGUUGGCGGGCUGCGGCUUGGUACUCGUUCCUCGCCUCGAGCGCCAAAAAGCAUGGCUCAACAACGACGGACAAGGAUCUGGUGGCCGAGUUUCAGCGACUCCAGUAUGUAUCGUCAUCGGAUGACACACAGAUUGAUCUUGAUGUGCCGCGGACCAUCAACCGCCACAUCAUGUUUCGUCGAAGGUACCGUGGAGGUCAGCGCCUCCUUUUCAGGGUGCUGCAUGCGCUCUCUCUGCACUUUCCGGACACGGGAUAUGUGCAGGGCAUGGCUCCACUGGCCGCUACCCUCCUCUGCUACUAUGACGAGGAGAAGACUUUUAUCAUGCUAGUUAGGAUGUGGCGGUAUCGAGGCCUCGAGCGGUUAUACCAGCCUGGAUUUGCCAGCCUCAUGACAGCAUUGAAGGACUUUGAGCGUGACUGGCUGCCGAGCAAUGAUAUCGCCCGCAAGCUGUCAGAGCUCUGCAUCGAUCCAACGGCAUAUGCCACACGCUGGUAUCUCACCCUCUUCAACCUUUCGAUUCCAUUCCAGGCCCAACUUCGUGUCUGGGACGUCUUUAUGCUCUUGGGUGAACCCUCUCCAAUACCAACAGCAGACUGCCCUGAAGCGCCCGUUGUCGGCCUCGACAUUCUACACGCAACUGGCGCCGCACUCAUGCAUGCUCUUGCCGAGGUGCUUAUGGACUCAGAUUUUGAGAACGCCAUGAAGGCUCUGACUUCUUGGAUACCAGUCCACGACGAGGAGAUGCUCUUGAAGGUCACAAGGACCGAAUGGAAGCAGCGCCAGGGCAAAAAGAAGACUUAGGAAGUCGCGUGCUCGUGCCCAGAGUCUCCAUUGUUAGGGACAUCCUCACCUGUGAAUGCCCCUGAUGCUUGAAGGAACUUAUUAGCGCGCGAGUCUGCUGCGGAUAACUCGACUGGUCCGCCGGUACACUCCAACCAACCAAAGUAUACCAAAAAAGACGGCAUCUUGCCGCCGACGUUUUUGGUUUUUUCGAGUCCAAUAAUUCACCGGGCUUAGGAUUUGUAAUGAUAGUAUCCAUAAUCGCUUGACCGCGAGGAUCCGGAUUGUCGCCUCGUCAGGCACCUUUGACUCUCCGAUUUCCAUUAUUAUGUAACAGUUUUGUUGGUGCCCAGCGUUCUGUUGUUGGUGUUCUCUCUUUGUUCGGAUAGGCGGUGGCAGGCAUGUCAAAAAAGAGCAUGCAUGUAUUUCUCUUUUGUCUUUGUCUUUUAUUUUUUUUUAUUUUUUUCUCUUCCCAGUUUAAUACCCAUGCGUUCUCGUUUAUCUGCGCAACUUCUCGCACCGGUACAUACAUGUUGGAAUCGAACCAAGUUGCCAAGAAUCGGCAUUUGGGGUUCACUGGUCUCUAAAUAACUAAUACCCCUUUUUUGACAUUUUCAAAUAACGUACCGCAAUUUUUGAAGUUGUUGAUGAGACGAAUGGCAGUUAACGAGGGUAGAACCAGUGGCACAGGACUGGGCUUUGUGUGUAUCUCGGUGUAAUGCUCAUUUCAUGUCUUUUUAUGAUGAAAAAAUAAACAACAAUCAUAAUGUCGUG